ACAUUGGCGGGCAGAACAGCUGGGCGGUCGCGGGUGCGAUUGAAUUGCGAUGCGGGAGGGCGCAGACAGAGCCGCCUCCAUGUCCGCUCAGCCAGCGGUUCCCCGGGCCGUGGCUGCCGCGGCAGCCACCGCCGAAGCCAAGCUCACCCACCCGGGCAAGGCGAUCCUGGCCGGUGGCAUUGCUGGAGGUAUUGAAAUCUGUAUCACGUUUCCCACAGAAUAUGUGAAAACACAGUUACAAUUGGAUGAAAGAGCAAAUCCCCCUCGGUAUAGAAGCAUUGGUCACUGUGUGAGGCUGACCAUUCAGGAGCAUGGUGUGAAGGGUCUGUACAGGGGCCUAAGUUCUUUGUUAUAUGGCUCUAUUCCAAAAUCUGCUGUCAGAUUUGGCAUGUUUGAGUUCCUCAGCAAUAUUGCAAAGGAUUCAAGUGGGAAACUAGACAACAAAAGGAGUUUGCUUUGUGGCCUUGGAGCUGGUGUUGCAGAAGCUGUCCUAGUAGUCUGUCCAAUGGAAACUAUAAAGGUGAAGUUCAUUCAUGAUCAGUCCUCUUUAAAUCCAAAGUACAAAGGGUUUUUCCAAGGUGUCCGUGAGAUUGUUCGGGAACAAGGUUUACGUGGAACAUAUCAGGGGCUGACAGCUACAGUCCUCAAACAAGGCUCAAACCAGGCUAUCCGUUUCUUUGUGAUGACUUCCCUUCGAAAUUGGUAUCUAGGUGAUAAUCCCCACAGAAAGAUGAAUCCGCUUAUUACAGCUGCAUUUGGUGCUGCUGCAGGUGCAGCCAGUGUCUUUGGCAAUACUCCAUUAGAUGUCAUCAAAACCAGAAUGCAGGGCCUGGAAGCCCAUAAAUAUAAAAAUACACUAGAUUGUGCCUAUCAGAUCCUCAAAAAGGAGGGCUUAUUAGCAUUUUACAAAGGAACAGUUCCCCGUCUUGGCCGAGUCUGUUUGGAUGUAGCAAUUGUGUUUGUUAUUUAUGAAGAAGUGGUCAAUGUUCUCAACAAGCUGGAUGGUGCAGAAGGAAACCAUCUCAGAAAUUCAGUAAAAUUAUGUGGAUGGGGAAGUAAUUAUGCUUGGACAUCAUCUUCUCAGUCAGCAUCACCGCCAGUGUUCUCCUUAGAAACGCCACAUAACUACUGGAUGGAACAGAGGGAGGAAGCACCUAUCCAGCUAUUGAAGGCCAUCUGUGCCUUCAUUAGCCUGGAUUUGGUCUUGACAGUACUGACUAUGCCAAAGCUUUGUUCCUGCUGUUUACUCUUGGGAAGAAAGAGAGGAAACAUCAUCUGAAGUUCCCACUGGCCUGCAAUAGAAGAAACAGCUGCAGGAGUCUGGAGGGAUGUAUCUGCAGACCUUUGCAGCUGGGAAACACAAUUAACUCAGCUCGGCCUUUAAUAGCAAGUGAACCUGUGCUCCAUGUGACACUGGGAGAGUUCUGUGGUCUAUAAUCACCAGACAGCAUCUCUUGGUAGACUUUCUUUUCUUGCUACCAUCUAUGGAACAAAAUAGUACUGAAUAUUUUUCAAGUCCUAGUUAAGAGACUUAGAAUAUGUCUGCACAGAGAUAAAAGACCGUGGCAUGGCUGCAGCUGACCUGGGUCAGUUGACUUGGCCUCCGGCUCCAGGGCUACAAAUUGCUGCAUAGACCAUAGGGACUUUCCAUCUCUGCAGGGUCCUUCAGCUUGAGCUCCAGCCCAAGCCUGAACAUCUAGACAGCAGUUUUACAGAGUCUGAGCCCCAUGAGCUCAAGUCAGCUGACCCGGACCAGCCGAAGGUUUUUUAUCCCUGUGUAGAGGUACCCCAAUAUAGACCAACCUAAAGGCUAUUUGUGCCAAUGUAGCUACACUAGUGCCACUACUAGUGUAAAUGUACUGCACUGAUAAAUACUGGGGCCUUGUCUACACUGUGUAUUAGUCUGCAUCUGUGGGGUGUAAAUUCUAGUGCACACUAACAUGUUACACAGUAACUGGCCUGUGUGGAGCCAGCUGGUGUGCAUUAGAAGUUCCCUAGUGUGUGUUAACAUAGUACUGUUUGAAACAGGACUCAGCACUCACUAAGGAACAUUUAGUGUAGGUUCGCUUUCAGUGUAGGGUGCAUGUGGGCCAGUUAGCAUACAACAUACUGGUGUACACUACAAUUCACGCCCCACUGAUGCGCACUAACGCAUUGUGUAGACAAGCCAUGCUGCAGCUUACUCCAGUUUCAAACCACACUAAGUUGCACUGGUGCAGCACAUCUACACUGAGAUUUGUGCCUGUCUAACUACACUGGUACAAAUCACUCCCCAGCAGAGAUGGGGCCCUUAGACAAAUGUGUGCGUUAGCCUAGGGCUCUGUUGUUGACAUUUUAAUUGCUUUAAUUUACAAUGAUAAGAGUGUACAGACAUAACUUUCCUCCCUCCUAACAGUAUUUCACAAAGCAAAAUAAGUGUUGCUCUACAUAACAAUGGUAUUCCACUAAAACAAAAACAAAACGUGAGGGUCUGAGCAUUUGUUCUUUAGUCAUCCAAAAGUCAGGAGAAAUUGAGUUCAAGAAAACUCCAUUGCAGAAACGCAAGUACACAGAAUCAUGCUAUGUAUAUGUCAGCGGCAUACUGGUUCUAUCCAUGCUGUAAGCAUGCAUAGCAGGACCGGUAAAAGAGCUUUGGUACUGCAUUCCACUUUACUCGCUAUCUCCUGUGUUAACACCACAACUAGUGUCUGCUCAAAGACCACUCACAUGCAGCCUCUUGACUGAUGCAUGUUUUACAUUUGUUUUGCCACUUAAUAUUGUGUUUAUUUCACAGAUCAACAUCCUUUUACAGCUAUAGAAAAAUAGACAUCGGCUGUGUCUUGCACAUACUUUGCCAUGACAGGCUCGCUGAGAGGUGGGUGGGAGGGGGAUAAAUCUCUCAUUGCAAGUGUCCUUGCAGUAGCCACUCUUGUUCCCUUGCAGGGGAUGCCAAAAGGCAGUUGUCCUACCUGCCGAGUUAGAGUACUGUAAAUGUGAGUUUGACUGAUUAGGCACCAUGGUAUCACAACUCUUGGGACUGUUGUUUUGGUUCCUGGUUCCAUAUCCUAAACUUUUCAACUCAAAGGCAAAGAAUCCUUGACCACCUAAGUUAAAGUUGGAGGGGCAGAUCCGGAGCUGCUGUAAAUCAGUAUAACACCAUUAAAGUCAACGGAACUAUGCCAAUUUACAGGAUCUGGCUGCGAAUAAUUUUUAAAGCAACCCAAUUUUCUAACAAUGGAAUAACAACUUCUUUUAAAUUCAGUUUGCUUGUAUUUUCCACUGCAUGUAAGUCACCUUGUACAACCCACCCUCCAGCUGUCUCAAGGAAAGUGCACGUAUUCUGUCCUCUGCUACACUGAAAUCCAAUAGACUGUCAAUGGUUGAGAGUCAUAUGGUCUGAUCUGGUUACUUUGUCAUAGUUACUAGUAAUCCAUCUUAAGACCAUGUCUGUCUUAUUCCAAAUCUCAAUUAAUAAAAUUUAUAAGGUUUUAGAGCUUUCUAGAUGGGUAUUUACAUGGAUUUAGAAAAGCACCUGUCGGGAACAUGCAGUAAUAACUGUCAGCAGAAGUUGUAAAAGCUAUUUUAACUUAUUUCCCUCAAAGGACUAGAGGGAAAAACAUCUAAUUAGACAACAGCCCGGGUUGACUUAAGCUACUGAAUGGAACCCGAAUGUAAGUUCUAUGGUGUGCAAUAGAAAGAUCAAGUUACGUCUCCAGAAAGUGUUAAAGUGAAAACCAUGAAUUUCCAGACCUAAAUCAAGUGCAUCAGAACUUCUGGUUAGUGCACGUAUCCACACUCUGAAGACCCAGUCCUGCCUCCCAUGGAUGUCAGUAGCAAGACUGCCAUAGAUUGCUAUGGAAGCAGGACCCAGCUAUUAGAAGCUGCAGUGGUAAGUGCUUCGUAGAUAACCGUCAUGGAGGGAGAUGCUCCUAAGAGCUGAAGGGGAGAUUUUCAAAUGGUCCUGAUGCUCCUAAAUCCCUUGUGUAUAUAAUAGCUAUAACUCUGGGAUUAAUCUGGUUGAUAGAGAGAACUGGAGCAGGCAGGCAAGAAUCUGAGUGCAUAAAUCCAAAGACACAGAGCUCUGGAGUUUCUUUGCAACAACUUAUUGAUUACCAGUCAUCUGCUAAAAAUGCCUCUCGAUUCCUGAGCCUCCUGCUUUAUGUGAUGUCUUGUAAAGUCUUACUCCCCUUUUUUGGCAUUAUAAGUGGGAGCUUGUGAUGCAAAGUAUGAGAGAGACUUUA
Messenger RNA from Chelonoidis abingdonii (Abingdon island giant tortoise), 4220 nucleotides. Lineage: Eukaryota; Metazoa; Chordata; Testudines; Testudinidae. The record is from RefSeq and is a predicted model, not a curated record.